Daphnia magna is the source of this 4178-nucleotide messenger RNA. RefSeq names its product ATP-citrate synthase (gene ATPCL). The coding region runs from base 176 to 3472 and encodes 1098 amino acids. Gene Ontology annotation, biological process: acetyl-CoA biosynthetic process; fatty acid biosynthetic process; citrate metabolic process. Gene Ontology annotation, molecular function: ATP citrate synthase activity. Gene Ontology annotation, cellular component: cytosol. NCBI's taxonomy places the organism in Eukaryota, Metazoa, Arthropoda, Branchiopoda, Diplostraca, Daphniidae. The record is from RefSeq and is a predicted model, not a curated record. The transcript has 15 exons.
GGUCUGCUUUCCCUGUAGUCUGUAAAAUUGCCAGCAUUCCUGUCAAACCUGUUCACGAGUGAACGUGUCACUCGUCAUCCCACGGAACUCUCAUAUUUUAGCCUCUUUUAAGUUUUCCCAUCCGACUAACUUCAGCUUUAAUUUGAAUAAUUUUUAUCUCUAGACUACAUAUAGAAUGUCUGCCCGAGCCAUUUGGGAAGCCACGGGCAAGAGUUUGAUUAACCGGAAUUUAAAUUAUUCUAACGGUGUGGCCAAGUGCCGCUUCGCCGUCUAUGACCAAAGUGUACCAUGGAACCAACUUGUCGAACAGGAGCCUUGGCUAGAAACAGAGAAAUUGGUGGUGAAGCCGGAUCAGCUCAUCAAAAGACGUGGUAAAUUGGGUCUUAUCAAGGUCAAUGUAGAUCUCGCCCAAGUUCAGGAAUGGGUAAACGAACGAAUCGACAAAGACGUUCAGGUGGGGAAGGCGACUGGCAAACUGCGUCGUUUCAUUAUCGAACCGUUUAUUGCACAUAAAGACGAGGAAGAGGCGUACGUGUGCAUUUAUUCUGAACGCAACGGUGACGUCAUUCUCUUCCACCAUCAAGGAGGCGUAGACAUUGGCGAUGUAGACGAAAAAGCUUUGCGCCUGUCCGUGGAAAUCGAUAGUAAACCCAGCCAGGAACAAAUAUCAAGCGGUUUGCUGGUUAACGUUACCGAUGCUGCCAAAAAACAACGAGUUGCUGAAUUUAUCGUUGCCCUCUACGAUGUCUACGUCAAUCUGCAUUUUACCUAUAUGGAAAUUAAUCCGUUGGUGGUGACGGAUGAUGGUGGAGUAUUCAUGCUGGAUCUGGCGGCCAAGAUCGAUGCCACGGCCGAUUUUCUGUGCCGCACCAAGUGGGGAGAUAUUGAAUACCCACCUCCUUUCGGUCGCGACGCCUACCCCGAAGAGGCCUAUAUCGCCGAUUUGGAUUCGAAGAGCGGCGCUUCUUUGAAAUUAACAAUCUUGAAUAGGGCCGGUCGUAUUUGGACCAUGGUGGCCGGCGGUGGUGCUUCAGUCAUUUACUCAGAUACCAUCUGCGAUCUAGGAGGAGCUAGCGAAUUGGCCAACUAUGGCGAGUACUCUGGUGCUCCGUCCGAACAACAAACUUAUGAAUAUGCCAAAACCAUUCUGAGUCUUAUGACGCAAGAUAAACACCCUGACGGAAAGGUGCUGAUCAUUGGUGGUGGAAUCGCUAAUUUCACUAAUGUGGCGGCCACGUUCAAAGGCAUUGUCAAGGCCCUGCUGCAGUACCAGGUCAAGUUGGUGGAGCAUAAGGUUUCAAUCUUUGUCCGCCGAGCUGGACCCAACUACCAGGAGGGACUUCGAGUGAUGCGUGAAGUAGGCGCUAACUUGGGCAUACCUGUGCACGUUUUCGGGCCGGAAACCCACAUGACUGCCGUUGUGGGCAUGGCUCUUGGCAAACGUCCCAUUCCUAGCGCAUCUGUAGUAGAAUUCUCUACAGCUAAUUUCUUGCUGCCAGGCGGCCAGGAAGAUGAGUUGCCUAGAGCGCGGGCCGUUUCCCAGGACUCUGGUGUAGGAAACCGUAACUCUUGGGACGAGAAAGAAGGAUCACGUGCCACUGCCGCAGCUUCGGCCUCAUCCCUGGCUUUUCUAAAACCAUUGUUCACCUCCGAGACCAAAGCGAUCGUGUGGGGCAUGCAGACGCGUGCCGUCCAAUCUAUGUUGGAUUUCGACUUUGUAUGCAGACGCAAAGAACCUUCCGUAGCUGCCAUGGUGUACCCGUUCACUGGAGACCACAAGCAAAAAUUCUAUUGGGGUCACGGUGAGGUGUUUAUCUCCGUUUACAAAUCGAUGGACGACGCUAUGAAGAAGCAUCCCACUGCCGACGUCAUGGUCAAUUUUGCCUCUCUCCGUUCCGCCUAUGAGAGCACGGUGGAGGCUAUGACUUACCCGCAAAUCCGCACCAUUGCCAUCAUCGCUGAAGGCAUUCCUGAGAAUUCGACGCGCAAACUGAACAAGUUGGCCGCCCAGAAAAAUGUGUCUAUUAUUGGCCCAGCUACUGUGGGUGGCAUUAAACCUGGUUGCUUGAAAAUUGGCAACACUGGCGGUAUGAUGGAUAACAUCCUUCAUUCAAAGCUCUAUCGUCCUGGCAGCGUGGCGUAUGUGUCGCGCUCUGGUGGCAUGUCCAACGAAUUGAACAACAUUAUCGCUCAUCACUCGAACGGUGUCUGCGAAGGCGUUGCCAUUGGUGGAGAUCGUUACCCGGGGACAACCUUCAUUGACCAUCUGCUCCGCUAUCAAAACGAUCCGGAAGUCAAGAUGUUGGUCCUUUUGGGUGAAGUUGGAGGCGUCGAAGAAUACGACGUUUGCCGAGCUUUGACCGAUGGAAGAAUUAACAAGCCUUUGAUUGCUUGGUGCAUUGGCACGUGCGCUAGCAUGUUCUCAUCCGAAGUCCAAUUUGGUCACGCCGGAGCUUGUGCCAAUGCCGAACGUGAAACGGCCCUGUCCAAGAACAAGGCUUUAGCUGAAGCUGGAGCUCAUGUGCCGCAAAGUUUCGACGAUUUGGGAGAAGUCAUUCAAAAAGUUUACAAUCAAUUGGUUAGCGACGGAACGAUUGUACCUCGCGAGGAAGUUCCGCCACCCACCGUACCGAUGGAUUAUUCGUGGGCUCGCGAACUUGGGCUGAUCCGCAAACCUGCCUCAUUCAUGACCAGCGUCAGCGAUGAACGCGGUCAAGAGCUUCUCUAUGCUGGAAUGCCCAUCAGCGAGGUACUGAAACAAAACCUAGGCAUCGGUGGAGUGAUUUCGUUGCUUUGGUUCCAGCGCCGUCUGCCCGUCUAUGCGUGCAAAUUCAUCGAAAUGUGUUUGAUGGUGACUGCUGAUCACGGACCGGCCGUCUCCGGGGCUCACAACACAAUUGUGUGCGCUAGAGCCGGAAAAGAUCUCGUAUCCUCUUUAGUGUCUGGACUGUUGACCAUUGGCGAUCGUUUCGGUGGCGCUUUGGAUGCUGCAGCCCGUCAAUUCAGCGAAGCUUACGAUGCCGGACAACAUCCAAUGGAAUUCGUUAAUAGCAUGCGCAAGAAGGGUGAACUGAUUAUGGGCGUUGGUCAUCGCGUUAAGAGUAUUAACAACCCCGACAUGCGUGUCACCAUUAUCAAAGAGUUUUUACGCGAACACUUUCCAGCCACGCCCCUACUCGACUACGCGCUCGAAGUUGAGAAGAUAACCACCAGCAAAAAGCCAAAUUUAAUUCUUAACGUGGACGGCAUUAUUGGCGUGGCUUUUGUCGACCUUCUCCGCAACUCUGGAUGCUUUACUCGGGAGGAGGCACAUGAGUACAUAGAGAUCGGCACGAUCAACGGCCUUUUCGUCUUGGGUCGAUGCACGGGCUUUAUCGGCCACUAUCUGGAUCAAAGGCGAUUGAAGCAAGGACUAUAUCGUCAUCCUUGGGACGACAUUUCUUAUAUCCUGCCGGAAAAAUACUCUGAAUAGGAGCCCCGCUGUAGGCGCCAGUUGAAGAAACGAGAACGUAGCUGUAUCAAAAAAGCGGAAGAAAGAUAAUCUUCGUAGUUCGAUGUGAUAAUAGAAGAAGGAAGAGAGAAAAAAAGAGCAAAGGAAAAAAAAAAAAUUAAAUAGAAGACAAGCUUCAUAGGCAGCUUUCAAACGUCGAUGUCUUCAUUGUUGUGAUGCACACUCUUCAGCACCAAGACUUUUCCCUCAAUUUUGCACUCGUAGAUAGGAGAAGAGGUGGGAAUGCACACACGCACAACAAGGCACUUGAAAAGGCAAAAGAAAAAAAAAUUUUUUUAAAUUUGCGUGUUUUUUUUAUCGUUGUCCCCUCCCCCCUCCCAUUUCUUCUCUGCUUGGCAAGAGGAGAAAUGAAUUGCUCUUCCGGAAAUUUGUCUCGAAAAACGAAACGUCUCCAUUCUGAAAAUAUCAUUCCUCUUUUUAUAUUUUAUUUUUUUCGAUUCUCGCAUUUUCCGAAAUGCAAAAUGACACUGAUACGUUCCAUCUGUAGCAUCAAAGAUUUCAACAAAUUUAAUCUCGUUUUUAGUUUAAACUAAUCCCAUGAUUUUUGUUCUUUUUAUCAUUUUUUUACGGUGUACGGGACAGAGUAAAUGUUUUGAUUUUUUUUUUCACCCAAGAGCAUCAUUGGCUAUUUUAAAAAUUGUUGAGCAAUAAACGGUGUUUUAGUGUG